ACCCACACAUGCGCGCGCAAACAAAUUCAGGCGCACGCAUAGAUCAUCGUACGCGCUGAGCUUAGCAAUCCAGCAACUAGCAACUGCUGCACUACUUUGCGGAAUCGUUAAUUAGUGCCGCUGCUUACCGCAGACUGCGGAGUCGAACGUCACUGGUUUGGGAUCCAGGGAGGGACCGCAGCCUACGAGUGCGUCUAGGCAUAGCACGGGAGGACGUAGAGGCACGGUGACGACGGCUAAUCGACGGAUAAGAUGGCACGUCAGCAGAAUGAAUCAUUUGACGAGCUGUUCGACGUGAAGAAUAACUUUUACAUUGGAAAUUAUCAACAAUGCAUUAACGAGGCGCAGAAAGUGAAGUUAUCUUCAACGGAGGCAGAGAUGAAUCGAGAUGUCUUUUUAUACAGAGCUUAUAUCGCUCAGCGCAAAUUUAGGAUAGUACUCGAUGAGAUCAAGGAUACCUCUCCGUCCGAAUUGCUGCCAUUGAAAUUGUUAGCGGAAUACUUUGCUCAUCCAGAACAUAGGGAUAAAAUAUUAUCUGCAAUUGAUAAGGCUACGAUCGAAGAAAAUUGCAGAAGUCAUAACUAUAUGAUAGUCGCCGCUACGAUCUAUUACCACGAGAAUAAUUUAGAAUCCGCUCUUAGAGUAUUACAUAAAGCUGAAAAUUUGGAAUGCUCUGCGCUGAGUGUGCAGAUCUACCUAAAAAUGGAUCGUCUUGAUUUAGCUGUAAAGGAAGUGAAAACUAUGCAAGAGAGCGACGACGAUGCCACUUUGACGCAGCUCGCACUGGCUUGGGUCAACUUAGCCAUAGGACGCGACAAAUACCAAGAAGCUUACUAUAUCUUUCAGGAAAUGAUUGAUAAAUAUUCCAGCACAACUAUGUUACUCAAUGGAAAAGCAACGAGCCUGAUUCUUCAACAAAAAUACGAAGAUGCCGAAAUAGUACUUCAAGAGUCUUUGGAAAAAGACAGCAAUAAUCCAGAUACAUUAAUAAAUAUGAUUGUUUUAUCGCAGCAUAUGGGAAAACCAUACGAAGUUGCAAAUCGUUAUCUGACGCAGUUAAAGGAUUCUCAUAUGGAACAUCCAUUUGUAAAAGAUUACCUUCAAAAAGAACUUGAAUUUCAAAGGCUGGCAGCCGAAUACUCGGCUUUAGCCUAAUUGAUGUAGCAUUGCUGUGCAUAGCUCAUUGAUUAUAAUUAAGGAGGGAUGAUAUUAAAAUUUAUUUUAGUUAACAA
Ceratosolen solmsi marchali is the source of this 1232-nucleotide messenger RNA. RefSeq names its product coatomer subunit epsilon (gene epsilonCOP). Gene Ontology annotation, molecular function: structural molecule activity; protein binding. NCBI's taxonomy places the organism in Eukaryota, Metazoa, Arthropoda, Insecta, Hymenoptera, Agaonidae. The coding region runs from base 253 to 1155 and encodes 300 amino acids. The record is from RefSeq and is a predicted model, not a curated record. Gene Ontology annotation, cellular component: COPI vesicle coat. The transcript has 3 exons. Gene Ontology annotation, biological process: endoplasmic reticulum to Golgi vesicle-mediated transport; intra-Golgi vesicle-mediated transport; retrograde vesicle-mediated transport, Golgi to endoplasmic reticulum.